Messenger RNA from Raphanus sativus (radish), 1138 nucleotides. RefSeq names its product transcription factor HFR1. Gene Ontology annotation, molecular function: protein dimerization activity. NCBI's taxonomy places the organism in Eukaryota, Viridiplantae, Streptophyta, Magnoliopsida, Brassicales, Brassicaceae. The record is from RefSeq and is a predicted model, not a curated record. Gene Ontology annotation, cellular component: nucleus.
UCACUAAAUUGGCUGACAACUGUACCACCCGGCCUGAAUUUUCUUAUAUAAAAUGAAAUGGGAUUCCAUUUUCUCGGACAAAUCUUGAGCCCCUCCCCCAAAGAAUAAUUUUCUCAAAUCCUCUCUAUCUCCGAUAUCUCUUUGGUUCAUUAACAAGUUGAAUAAUCAAGACUUCAUGGGACUGGGAUGGAGAAACGAUGUCGAAUCACUUGCUGUGGAAGAUCAAGAUAUAUCAGUAAGAGCAAGAAGUGGUAAAGAUCGUCAGAUCAACGGCUUAAAAUGGAGCUACCACUAUUUUGAUCGUGAUCAGGCAGAUGUUCAUGUUCAAAUUGUUCCAGAUAUUAGUAAAGAAGAAGACAACUUGGAGAAAAACAUGACGUCUGUUGUUCCUGAUGAACAUUCUGAAACUGGUGAUCAUCAUCUUCAUAAAGAUUAUUCAGAUAGUUCAUAUAAUCGACUUUUGAGAAACAGGCAUGCGAAGCGGAAACGGCGUCGCGUUCAGAUCUUUAGUGAUGAUGAAUCAGAGGAUUUUACUAGAAAGGUUCCUUUAGUGACAAGAAAAAGUUCCAAGAAAAGACGAAGAGACGAGAUGAUGAGUAACAAGAUGCGUACUCUACAGCAGCUUGUUCCUAAUUGUCACAAGACGGAUAUGGUUUCGGUUCUCGAUAAGACCAUUGAGUAUAUGAAAAAUCUUCAACUUCAAUUCCAGGUGAUGUCAAUAAUGGGAAUGAAUCCAUAUAUUCCUCAGGCGAUAUUAAACUUUGGAAUGCAUAACCACCUUUUGACGGCUAUGGGUAUUGCUCACGGCCUAAACCCAGUCAAACAGAUGACCCUUUCACCGGUACUCCCGUGGUCUUGGCUGUCGCCACCGUUUAUUAAUCUUUCAUUCCCAUACUCAUCUCAUCAAUCUCUCUUGACUACACCAGCUUCUUCUCAGUAUCUUUGUGGUUUGGUUCCUUGUCCAAAGUUUCUUUGAUUUUUCUUCUAAUAUGUUGGGAGGUAGACUGUAGUAUAUGUAAACUGUUAAGAGAAAAAUUUGUAUGAAAUGUUGUUGAUUAGGAAAAAACAGAGAUUGUAAAAUAUGCCAAUAUGGAAUUUAUUUUAAAAUGCGAAAAUAUAUAAUUAUCUUUUCUACUUA